GCAGCAUCAUCGAACCCAUGUUACUUUUUUAUAUUACUGACGACCGAUGUUCACCUGAGUUUUAAUCAGUUAUGUCAAAGAAAUCAGUUAAAACGAACAGUCUGCUCAAUCUAGCGGACUUUAGUUUUUUAGAACUAAAAGCUGAACUUAAUAGCAUUCUAAAGGUCAAAAGCCGUGAAAAGCUAAAUUUGGUCGAGAACGAGCCCGACUUCUGGAAAUUUGUAAAGAAAUAUGAGUGCAUGUUGCGCAGUAUGGGCCAGACAGUGCUUCCACAAGUGUUGCCGGAGCUAGAGCUUGUAAGACCACAGCCAUAUCACAUUAGCAAGCACCUGGCUAUUCAUCUGAAUGAGCGUGCCUUACACAAAGAACAAGAUAACAUUAGCGAGGUGCAAUCGCAAUUCCAGCAGCUACUGGUCAUCUACCUAGACUUCACACAAAAAGAGAAGUUUAAACGUAUUAAAAAACUGCGCCAUGCUCAGAGAAAUUUACCGAUUGCCCGAUUCAAGGCUGAUUUGCAUGCGGCAAUGGGUUCGUCCCGUGUGGUCAUUAUCGCCGGCGACACGGGAUGCGGAAAGUCCACACAAGUUCCGCAGUUCCUCUUUGAUUUUGGUUAUCGCAGCAUAGUGUGUACUCAACCGCGACGCUUGGCAUGCGUGUCGCUGUCGAAGCGAGUGGCCCAGGAGCUGCUGGAAGAGUUUGGCAGUAAGGUGGGAUUCCAGAUUCGGUUCGAGCGAAGGAAAACUAAGCAAACGAACAUACUGUUCAUCACGGAAGGUCUGUUACUUCGCCAACUAGCGAUUUCUUCUAAUCUAGAUGACUAUGACGUCCUCAUUCUGGACGAGAUACACGAGCGGAAUCUCUUUGGAGACUUCCUGCUAGGUGUGAGCAAAUGUCUGCUGCGAAGCAAGCCACAGAUAAAACUAAUCCUUAUGUCGGCCACCAUCAAUGUGGAACUGUUCCAAUGUUACUUUAAAGAGGAGGGGGCUCUGUUGGUGCAGGUGCCGGGACGGGUGUUUCCCAUAAAACUGCGCUACAUUCCCCCCCCAACGAUGGAGUUAAAAGCCGGCCAAGCCACGGCGAGGUCUAAUCGUUCGCAGGGAACGCGCAUCGACCCAGCUCCAUUCGUGCAAGUUCUUAACCUGAUUGACCAGCAAUAUCCCUCCACCGAGCGCGGUGAUGUGCUCAUCUUUGUAAGCGGCGUUAGCGAGAUCGACACCAUCUGCGAGGCCAUCCAGGAGUACGCGACCCAGCAAAGGCACUGGAUCGUUCUGCCACUUCACAGUGGACUGGCACUAACCGAGCAAGACAAGGUUUUCGAUUAUGCACCCGAAGGCUCGCGCAAGUGCAUAGUAUCCACGAAUAUUUCCGAAACUUCGCUUACUGUGGACGGUGUGCGGUUUGUAGUCGAUUCGGGAAAGGUCAAAGAGAUGAGCUAUGAUGCAGCGUGUAAGGGACAACGCCUUAAGGAGUUCUGGGUUUCCAAAUCAUCGGCGGAACAGCGUAAAGGUCGCGCAGGUCGCACAGGACCAGGAUUCUGUUUUCGCCUCUACUCACAGCAGCAAUUUGAUGCGUUCGAGCCGUAUCCUGCUCCAGAAAUCUACCGCGUCCCUUUGGACACAAUGUUGUUGCAAAUGGUAACCAUGGGACUGCCCGACGUCAGGGCCUUCCCCUUCAUUGAGCCUCCAGAGCCAGAGCUCAUCGAACAUACCAUUCUAUCACUAAAGCAGCAAGGCGCCAUUAGCGUUGAGGAAAAGAUCACCCCAUUAGGCAGCUCAUUGAGUAACCUGCCAGUGGAACUAUCCAUUGGCAAAAUGCUGCUAAUGGGCUGCGUGUUCCCAGAGGUGGAUCAGCUGUUGACACUUGCCGCCAUGCUUAGCGUGCAAAAUCCGCUUACCAGUCGUGCGUACACGAACCCGCGCUGCGAACGGGAGCGUCAGCCUCUGGAAUCCUCGCAGGGAGAUCUCUUCACUCUGAUGAGUGCCUACCGUGAGUGGCUGAAAUUGAAAAUAGCCCGGGAAAAUACCAGGAAAUGGUGCCAUCGUCUAGGCAUUGAGGAGCAACGUUUCUAUGAGGUCAGCAAGUUGCGCCAGCAAUUUCAGCGUAUCUUGGACGGCAGUGGCAUGGCUCCUCCCAGCACUUCUGGUCCGCUGACUAGUGCCGAAAGAGCCAGACGGCACGGUGAAGUUCGCCAACUAAAGACUCUCAAGCGGCGCCAGCGCUUUGAGCAGCCCCGACACCCCAAACUACUCAAGAAUCAGCAUAAGGGCAUGGAGCAGCAUGGAGGGCAGUACAACGAGCUGGAUGAGAGCUGCGAGGACAUGCGCGACGUGGACUUUCGCUUGCGUCACGAUGCCCGCCAGCUCGCCCUACUUCAGCGCUCGUCAUGUCUAGACCGCAACAAGGACGUGAUUUUUCUGAAGCUGCUACUGGUAAGCGGUUUCUACCCCCAACUGGCCAUCGGUGAUGAGUUCAACUACUGCAAGGGAGGGGGGAAACAGUUCUUUCACACCCGACUGAAACCAUUCCUCUCUCUGCAUCCGAACUCCCACUUCGCCAAGUACUACGAUUGCCUUAAGCUCGCCGAAAGUGACCUAAUAUCAAAGCCGGACUACUACACGCCCAAGCAUCCUCUCAGUGAGCGCCAUCAACUGCUGUGCUAUCAGUCACUACUUGAGACUGCGAAGCCAUACCUGAUGAACUGCAUUCGUUUGCCAGUGGCCCAAACACUUCUCCUAUUUGGCUAUGCGAUCGAUACGAACGAAGGCUUGACACAGAUGGUCUUCGACGAGUGGGUCUGCCUGGAUUUCCCUGUUCCUGGCAGCGGAAUGAAGCUGCUGUGUCGAGCAAUCAAACUUCGACGCCUUUGGAGCAGGCUGCUAUAUAACAAGCUUCAUGAGCUCAACAAAAGCGACACAGCUCCAGCUAUUACUGAAAAAAACGUCACGCUUUGGCACGAGCUUAUCGACUUCAUGGGGCUGAAUGUGCCGUACGCCGUGAGUCGACUGCUGCCAGCUGAUCGCAAGAGGAUUUACACACACCAAUAUCCAAAAACACUACUUGAAGAGCUAAAGGAAAAUCCCUUUGCCAUCGAAUAUCCCCUUAGUCCCAACAUGUCAAAGGGCGGCAUCAACGUCUCUGAACACGUCGUAUACGGUUGUCUGGCGGGCCAGCCGUGGACACUGGCUAUGCAAGCUGCCCUCCAGGAACAAGCCUGGCAAUGCCAAAAAUGUGACUUUAGGUUACAAAAUGUUGAUGUGCUCAAACAGCUGUUGCAUCGUCUACAGUGUGAGGAGGUACCGAGACGUCUUAAGCCUGCCGGCUCAGUACAGGUACAGCAGUUAUCCACAGCUCACAUUGCGUCUAACGCUGGGCACUACUUUUGUAGGAGUUGCAAACGCCAUUUGCCUAUUUUCCCAAUCGACAUUUUACGACAUAGACGGCAGUGUGUCAAAUACGAAAAAUAAUGUCGCAGCUUUUAAGCAUAACGCUAGUUUAUGGUUGACUCGUCAGCCUGGACGUCAUCUACAUUACAACUACAACUAAAACUACAACCACAUUAUUUUAAUUAUACGCCAAUAUGAUUCGUAGUUUAAAAAAACUGAAUUUAAACCUCUGCCGCAUGGGGAAAAAGUUCCAAAGUCAAAAUAUACAGGUUAACG
Messenger RNA from Drosophila subobscura, 3659 nucleotides. RefSeq names its product probable ATP-dependent RNA helicase DHX34. Bases 72 to 3464 code for a protein of 1130 amino acids. Gene Ontology annotation, molecular function: ATP binding; RNA binding. Gene Ontology annotation, cellular component: intracellular anatomical structure. The record is from RefSeq and is a predicted model, not a curated record. The transcript has 7 exons. Gene Ontology annotation, biological process: nuclear-transcribed mRNA catabolic process, nonsense-mediated decay. NCBI's taxonomy places the organism in Eukaryota, Metazoa, Arthropoda, Insecta, Diptera, Drosophilidae.